AUUUCGUUUUGUCUGUGAAAAGAUAUCGUGUUAACAAAUUUUUGCGUACAGGGUACAGCGUCGUACAGUGUACCACACACAUACACUACUAUAUCGAAAAAACGCUUGAUUCGUAUUCUGUGACCUAAAAAACGUCAAGAAAACAUGUUUUUGGGGUACCUGAAAAUUUUGCCUGAUUACAAUAUUUUACCUUACACACUUGGUGUGUGCGGGAAAGUAAAAAUAUUUAAAUCUCCGAUUAUCAGGAUUAUCUAUAAAGUUAUUUCUUGGAAAAUACAUGAACUUGAAAACAGCAUCGUGUGACACUUAUAAAACAUUUUGAAUUUUGCCUCUUCUCCAUCACAAUUUUCAUAUGUUCUUUUCUUUCUCUAAUGGUUCCAAAGUGCACUUGAAAAUUGUAACUAUCAAUUCUGUCACAACAAAGGAUGCUCUCUGACCAUUUUUAACUAUCCUAAUUGAUGUUACCGACCAGGAAUGCAUUUAACGAUUUGUUCUCAAAAUUCAGUUGUCUUUGAAACUUGAUUGAAAACGGAUGAACCUUGUAAGAAAUAUUAUUUCAAACUUCGGAAAAGGGAGAAUAAAAAUAAAUACGUGGCUUUUUUUGAACUAACAUCAUUCACACAAAUUAAAAUUUUAAGAUUAUAUCACAGCGUUCUUCAGUGUAUCUAAACAAAUCUAAAAAAAAGCGAAACUGAGAUGGGGAACAAUCUUAUCAAAUUGGCACAAAGAAAAAACAGCAAUGCGAGUGGUGUGAAUGAAAAUCGAAGAAAGCAGACUCAAAAAAAUGGUCAAAAUUCGAAUGCAAUGCCAGUUGCAGGCCCAUCGAAUGAAAACCAACUUCUAUUGUCAUCUCGAAUUUUCAAAUUGAAUGGCCAUUGUUUCGACGAACUAUUUGAGUAUCUCUCGCUGGAGGAUCUGCAUUCAUUGGGCCAAACAUGUAAAACAAUGCAACAAAUAACGGGCGAAUUUUUCAAGCAAAAUUAUUCAGCUAUUAAAUUUAAUUGUUUAAGCAAUGGUAUUUAUUGCAUAAAUACAGAUGAUUUGAUUCAUAAAAUUAGCAUCGAUAAGUGUAUCCCAAUACCAGGUUUUAUUCAAUUAAUCACUUGGAUCGCCAUAGAAAAUAAUAUUUUUAAAGAAAACAAGUGGCACAAAACUAAAUAUCACUGUAAAGUUAUCAUACACUAUGAUUUAGGCAAAUUUAAGUACUUUCAAUUGAAUGCCGAUGAAUUAAAAUCAGUCAAAAAAACUUUCUCUCACAAAUGUGCGCCUCAAUAAGCAAACAGUUGAUUAUAUUUCGAAUAUUUUGCCAAAUAUCGAAGUAUUGGAACUAAUACGAUGUACUGUCUAUCGAGAUCUGUACGAUGUUAUCUUGAAGUAUUGUAAAAAUUUGCGAAAUAUUCAAUUGAUUAAAAUGAAUUUCAAAAACAGAAAUGAAUAUAAAUGGUUGCUGCAAAAAUAUGAAAAGCUUGAGCGAUUGGGUCUGGGCACCCCCUGGUUUCGGACACCUGACAAAAGGAAUAGAAUAAAUGAACUAUGCACGUUUUUCGAACGUAAUCCCAAUGUACGUCAUUUUUCAUGCAAUUUCCUAACAUUAUCGUACAACAAAGAUGCAUUACUCAAUUGUAAAGUCAAGCUGGAUACAUUUGAAUUGAUAGACAAAUCGUUUUGGGUUUGUGAGUGUGAUGAGAAGGAAAUUGCAUGGGAUUUGUUAAGUCGACUUCACACUCAUGGUUUCUACAAGCGCCUACACAUAAACACAAGUGUAAUUGCAUAUCGAGGGAUAUCUAGCAACCUACAAUGUAAACCAUCAGCUUUAAAUCAUAAUAAUCCCAUCUCUGAGAUGCCGUUUUUGCAACAGCUUGCCCUUAACAGCAUGAACGAGAACGUUGCACCGCUUUUGACCUAUUUGAACGAAUAUGCUGAAACAAGCGAUGCUUACUAUACAUAUGCUGACGAAAAUGAAACUUUGAAUUUGGAUAGACUCAUGAAUGUGGAGCGUCUUCAUUUGUUUAGAAAAUCGCUCGAUAUUCUGCGCAUCAUUCAACAAUUGAAAAAUUUAAGGAAAAUCAAGAUAUUGGGGUUUAGGUCGGCGGAGAUACUAGAGCUGAAUGUGUUGAAUCGAGAACGAGAAAAAUUGGCUGACGCACGAAAAGUUACAAUUUAUGUACCAGAUGCAGUCUACUUGGCAACAAAAUGGGCCACCAAGAAUGGUACCACCAAUUUGAACUUGAUUGAAAUGAAACGAGCCAACUCGUAUGAAUGGCAUAGAUCAUGUGAUUCUUAUAAUGGUUUCCCCACUCUUCAUCUUCCUCCAGGCAUGUUAUAGUUAUGGCUAACGAUUAUCUAU
This is a messenger RNA of Contarinia nasturtii (swede midge), 2347 nucleotides long. RefSeq lists its product as uncharacterized. Bases 1412 to 2326 code for a protein of 304 amino acids. The transcript is spliced from 2 exons. NCBI's taxonomy places the organism in Eukaryota, Metazoa, Arthropoda, Insecta, Diptera, Cecidomyiidae. The record is from RefSeq and is a predicted model, not a curated record.